CAAAGUACGUACACUAAUAAUAUAUUAUUUAUAGAACAAAGUAUUAUGGUGAUUUCACAAACAAAUAACUAAGCUCUUCAAGCCAUAUCAUCACUCUCUACUACAUGGAGUACCAACCAAUAUUACCCUCUUUCGAAGUGCUUCUCUUUUCACUUUUUAUGUUUAUUGUGGUGAGCAUACUCUUGAAGAGAGCUCAAACAAGCAAUAACUCAGCUUCAAAACUACCCCCAGGACCAUGGAGACUACCCUUUGUGGGAAACUUGCACCAACUUUUGGGCACUUUUCCUCAUCACACACUCAGAGACUUAGCCAAAAAACACGGACCCUUCAUGUACCUUAAAAUUGGACAAGUUCCAACCAUAGUAGUUUCAUCACCAGAGUAUGCUAAAGAGGUCAUGAAAACCCAUGAUAUUGCUCUUGCAUCAAGACCACAAACUCUUGCUUCAAAAACCAUGGCUUUUGAUCACUCUACUGACAUUAUAUUUGCUCCAUAUAGUGAGUAUUGGAGAGAGCUUAGAAAGAUUUGUUCACAAGAGCUUCUAAGCCCAUCUAGGGUUAGAUCUUUUCAACCCAUUAGAGAAGAAGAGUCCAUUAAUAUGGUAAAAGAUAUAGCUUCAUCAAAAGUUGGCUCACCUAUCAAUCUCACUCAAAUGAUCACAUUUUUGUCUUAUAGCAUCACAUCUAGGGCUGCCUUUGGCAACAAAAGCAGUGAUCAUGAAGAGUUCAUAUCAAUUGUGGAGGAAAUUUUGAAAUUGUCUGGAGGAUUUGCAUUUGGAGAUGUGUUUCCAUCUUUGAGUUUUCUUGAUUGGUAUACUUUAAGUAAAUAUAAAGAUUGUAAAUUAAGGUUAUCAAGAAUAUUGGAAAGAAUAGUCAACUUACAUAUAGAUCAAGGUAAGGAUAUCAAGUCAUCAACAAAGAAAAGUGGAAGAGAGGAAGAUUUGGUUGAUGUUCUUUUGAGGUUUCAUAAGUGUGAAGAUCAUAAGUUCACAUUAACAAAUGACAAUAUUAAAGCAGUGAUUUGUGACAUAUUUGCUGGUGGGAGUGAAACAUCAGCAACAACUAUAAACUGGGCUAUGGCUGAAAUGAUGAGAAAUCCAAGAGUGAUGAACAAAGCUCAAGAUGAGGUUAGACAAGUCUUUGGUGAAAAAGGGUUAGUCAGUGAAUCUUUAAUCAAUGAGAUGAAAUACUUAAAAUCAGUUGUUAAAGAAACUCUAAGGUUGCAUCCUCCAGCUCCGUUGUUAGUACCACGAGAAAGUAGAGAAAAGUGUGAGAUUAAUGGCUAUGAAAUACCUAUUAAAACUCGGAUCAUUGUAAAUGCAUGGGCAAUUGGAAGAGAUCCUAAUUAUUGGAUUGAAUCCGAGAGUUUUAUGCCAGAGAGAUUUGUUGAUAGCUCUAUUGAUUUCAAGGGAAGUAAUUUUGAGUAUACUCCAUUUGGUGCCGGAAGAAGAAUAUGUCCCGGUAUGUCAUUUGGCCUAAUUAGUGUUGAGCUUCCUCUAGCAUUUUUGCUAUACCAUUUUGAUUGGAAACUUCCCAAUGAAAUGAAACAUGAAGAGUUGGACAUGACUGAGAGAUUUGGUAUUACAACCUGUAGAGAAAAGGAUUUGUACUUGAUUCCUUCUAAAUAUGAUCCACCUUCUAUGGCCAAAGCAAUGAAUAUAUAAAGUAGUUUGCUUUAGGCUGAUUUCUCUUCUUUUAUUAUUAUUGUUGUUGUUGUUGUGUAUUCUGACUGAAAUAAACCACAAAAAGCAUGUAGAUCUAGUAACUUUGUCGUAUAUUGCAAAUCUGUAUCAAUUUGGAAUAAUUAUAUCAAUAAAUAUUUGUUAGAUAUUUGACUCAAA
Molecule: messenger RNA, 1838 nt
Organism: Cannabis sativa
Lineage: Eukaryota; Viridiplantae; Streptophyta; Magnoliopsida; Rosales; Cannabaceae
Product: cytochrome P450 71D11
Exons: 2
Coding region: 105-1661 (518 amino acids)
Molecular function (GO): iron ion binding; monooxygenase activity; oxidoreductase activity, acting on paired donors, with incorporation or reduction of molecular oxygen
Source: RefSeq, a predicted model, not a curated record